UAGACUAGCCAGGCCCAGUUCCUGUAACCGUUCUUCAUAUGUUUUAGCCUCCAGUCCCCUAUUGGUGGGUGAGUCCCCUAACCAUGGGUAGGUUUUCCAAAAAAUUGAGCAACCUAUAAAUAGCCCGAAGGGGUUACCUGGAGUCCUUUUUGGAGUUCUUUGGAGAUUGGCAAUUCGGAUACAGCAAGUUGGGUUUAAAACCCGGUCUAGGCUAUUAACAUGAAAUCAGUCCUAUUUCCAUCCCACAAUUCUCAGUUCAUGGAUGAGAGUUUCUUCCUGCCCCAGCCAGUUCCAUGAAGGCCUCGGCAGGCUUGGGAGCUCCUCCUCUGCAACGCAAAGGGCGGGUCUGGAGGAUCAAGGCCACGGCCUCCUUUGUGGACGAAUCGCUCUUCGGUAACCAAGGAAAGCACCAACCUUCCAGCCCGGAGUUUGAACCCCCUUGGAAAGAGGCCAAAGCUCCUGGUCAAAGACCCCUGCUGUGGAGUCCAGACACCAGGCAGGUGGAUUCCAGUCCUUUGAAAUCCCCCCAAUCGGUUGGCACUCCACGGAAGAGGAAUAAAUACAGGUUAAAAAGCCACACGCCAUCCUAUUGUGACGAGACGCUGUUCGGGUCCAAGCCGGGAGGACACGAAUGGAGAACCUCCUGGGCCACCCAAGAAGAUGUGGCUAAACUCCGUCCUUUGCUUUGGACUCCACCUUCGGCUCCAAGAGACCGGCCAGUCCUGUUUCACCGUCUGGAAAAGGAAGGGGUCACCUCGACGGUGAAGGGCAGAUUUGAAGCCAACCAUAAAGCAGGAACAUCUUUCGGGAAGCCACCUGAGGGCUCUUCAGAUGGGGCCACCCAAGUCUUGAGAAGGCCACGUUCCCAGUCUCCCACCAGGCUGUACGAAACUUCGGAUCGAUUUCGCCCAGGAAAGUCCAAUAAACAGCAGGACCAACGUACACCCACUGCUUCUUCGAGGGCACUUCUCACGCCCCGUUCGAAAGGGUUGCCUGGUUCAUCUGCUCGGACCACAGGUUCACGUCCAGAGAGACCUCCUUGGAGGUAGAAGAGCCCAACCAACCCUGUAAGUGGAACUGCUUCCUAAAUCAGGGUUGCCAGCUGGGGGAUUCUGGAUA
Pseudonaja textilis is the source of this 1119-nucleotide messenger RNA. It is a transcript of the gene RITA1, whose product is annotated as RBPJ interacting and tubulin associated 1. Gene Ontology annotation, molecular function: tubulin binding. NCBI's taxonomy places the organism in Eukaryota, Metazoa, Chordata, Lepidosauria, Squamata, Elapidae. Gene Ontology annotation, biological process: nuclear export; negative regulation of Notch signaling pathway; Notch signaling pathway. Gene Ontology annotation, cellular component: nucleus; cytoplasm. The record is from RefSeq and is a predicted model, not a curated record.